AUGGAAAAGUUUGAGCAUGUUGAAACUAUGUCGCGACCACAUAUCACGCAGUCCUCAGAGAAGAAUAAAUAUGAAGCAAUUCUGUUUCGUUGUGGCCGACGUGGAGAAACUUCUAAGAAAAUGAAACGUAAUCAGGAAGAACUAAAGAAACAUGAAUAUGAUGGCGUCAGUGCACCUAUGAGUACAUCAGAACGGGGCUGCCGUGCUGGCAGAAAAUCUUCAGUUCAGAGACGGACUUGUGAAUUUCGCAGAAGUCUCGAAGUCCCCCCCCCAGAGCCCCUGCUUCAGAUGGAGUACACCGCCAAAGCACAGCUCCGUAGCGCCCUCGUAAGUGUGGCAACCGUCUGCGCCGAAGGUUCCAAGCCCGCGCACAGGGGUCGCUGUCACGAGAAGAGGUCCUCCAGCUCGGGCGGCGUGAAGGGGUGGCCCGAGUCGUUGGGCGAGAAGCCCGUCGCGCCCAGCGACUCCAUGAGGGCGCCCGGGAGCAGCGCUGCGGUCGGCGGCGGGGGCGGCGGCGCGAACUGCGGGCCCAGGGGGGCGGCGGCGUCGGGCAGGCAGAACAAGUCGUGCGGAGACAUGUGGUAG
Gryllus bimaculatus (two-spotted cricket) is the source of this 585-nucleotide messenger RNA. Lineage: Eukaryota; Metazoa; Arthropoda; Insecta; Orthoptera; Gryllidae. The record is from the annotation of a GenBank genome assembly.